Peromyscus eremicus (cactus mouse) is the source of this 300-nucleotide messenger RNA. Its product is annotated as small ribosomal subunit protein uS8-like. Lineage: Eukaryota; Metazoa; Chordata; Mammalia; Rodentia; Cricetidae. The transcript has 2 exons. Gene Ontology annotation, cellular component: ribosome; cytosolic small ribosomal subunit. The record is from RefSeq and is a predicted model, not a curated record. Gene Ontology annotation, biological process: translation. The coding region runs from base 1 to 300 and encodes 99 amino acids. Gene Ontology annotation, molecular function: structural constituent of ribosome.
AUGCUGAGAAGCAAACACCAGGGUCUCAUCAGGCCCUGCUUCAAAGUCAUUGUUCAGUUCCUAACUGUGACGAUAAAGCAUGGUUACAUGGGUGAAUUUGAAAUCACAGAUGACCACCGAGCUGGGAAAAUCGUCGUGAACCUCACAGGCAUUUUGAACAAGUGUGGAGUGAUAAGCCCUAGAUUUGAUGUGCAACUCAAAGACCUAGAAAAAUGCCAGAACAAGAACAAUCUGUUCCCACCCCGUCAGUUUGGCUUCAUCGUACUGACCUCAGCCUUCAUAGACCUUCAUAGACCAUAA